AAAGCCCCCCGCCCUCCAGCGAAGGCCCACCGGCAUCGUGUGUUUGACGCGGGCUGGUGGGGACGUCGCUCGGGAGCGGCAAGCCAGCAUGUAUAAUAGUACGGUAAGGCCAUUCGGAGGUGCGGGAGGUUAGAAGGACAGAAAUAUUCCGUGGGAAGGUCGAUCCAUACUGAAUAAUGAAGCAGAGGAUUUCCUUGAAUCACGGCAAUCACCACAAUUCUGCGGGGGACGGGGGGGGGGAACCCCCCUGGAUGAUGGAGAUCCGUGUGAAUGUUUACCGGUAUGGUGCUGGGAUAGGAUUGUGAUGAGAUCGAGUGGAACCCCAUAACCGCGGACCAAGUUGAAAAACAAAGCCGAAUUUAGAUCAAGACGGAAUACGGACAUCGCGACUCCACCAAGUUCCAAAGAGCGAAGGUUACAAAAAAGAAAAGAAAACAAGCGACCUUGGCGAUCUGCUGGUUGCCUUCCUCCGUUGAGGUAGAUUUGAACGGUGGGGGAAGAGGGAGGAAGGGGAAAAGAAAAAAAAAGGGUCAUUGAUUCACGAGGGUCGUUACAACUCGCCCACAGUUACACCCUCUGCUCACCAGACUCCCGCUCCUCAGCCCAACGUCACGGUGCGUCUUGGGCCCUCCUUCAAUCCCAGCCUUCGACAUCUCUCGCCCCUUCUCCACGACCGAGCCGCCAGCCCUCUGACUCUUCACUCCUCCCAACCGGCACACUUUUGCUCCAACCUCUCCACCUACUUAGCUACCCUGCCGCUCCUCCACUCCUCACAGCCUUUUCUUCAGCGCUCUUCAUUCUGGCUGCCAUGAUCAAGGACACGAUGGCUGACCAUGCACCACCUCAAGAGAUCGACUACGAAUCCCUAGGCGGUGGAAGCUUGACGUCGAAUCUGGUUGCGGGAGCGUUUGCCGGUGUCAUGGUAGGGAAAUACCUCCGCUGGAGAUUUGGAGGGAACAAACUGACCGAGCUCCUUUGAUUGACAGGAGCAUGUUGUGAUGUAUCCGGUCGAUGCUAUCAAGGUUUGUCACACCCCCCCGCAAAUAAUUGGGUGGAAUGGCGGCUCAUGGACAGCAUAGACUCGCAUGCAAAUUGUCAACCCUACUCCAGCCGCCAUGUAUACCGGAAUUACGAACGCAGUUGCUCAGAUAUCCUCUACCGAGGGGGUCCGCUCUUUGUGGAGGGGAAUUGCCAGUGUCGCCGUCGGUGCCGGUAUGUCUCUCAUGAGUUGGGCCAGGAUGCCGGUUUGAAUAUUGAAUACCCUACAGGUCCGGCCCAUGCCGUCUAUUUUGGCACUUACGAAGCCGUAAAACAGAAGCUGGGAGGGAAUGUUGGGUCCGAACAUCAUCCUUUUGCGGUUGGUAGGUUCUCGCUCGAAAUCCCUCUCCCAAGUUUGUCCGAUUAAUUUCAACUUAGCUACUGCCGGGGCUUGCGCCACAAUUGCCAGUGAUGCCUUAAUGAACCCAUUCGAUGGUAGGUUUGACUGUGGGUGUCGAUUCGGGUGAUCAUCCGACUGAUUUGCGACAGUCAUCAAACAACGCAUGCAAGUGCAUGGCUCUACCUAUGAAUCCAUCGCCGAUUGUGCCCGUUCGGUCUACCGCAGCGAAGGCUUCCGCGCCUUUUAUAUCUCCUACCCUACCACUCUAGCCAUGACCAUUCCAUUCACCGCGAUUCAAUUCACCGCGUACGAAAGCCUGGCCAAGGUUCUCAACCCCACCCGGAGGUACGAUCCGUUCAGUCAUUGCCUCUCUGGCGGAAUGGCAGGAGCUGUGGCUGCGGCCAUGACUACACCUUUGGACGUUAUCAAGACACUCUUGCAGACCAGGGGCACUUCUCAAGAUAAUCGUAUCCGCAGCAGUGAGUCCACCAAUCGUUCCGCAUUUGUUUGUGCCGGUCGUGGACCGUGAAUCUUAUCGUUUCUAUAGGCAAAGGGCUAUUCGACGCGGCAAAGAUUAUCCACGAGAGGGAAGGUUACAAGGGAUUCUUUAAAGGGAUCAGACCUCGCAUAGUUGCUACCAUGCCGAGCACCGCGAUCUGUUGGUGAGUUGGGAACUCGGUGUUACAUCGUAGAUGAAGCAAAUGCUGACAAGUUAAUUGAAGGACUUCGUACGAGAUGGCUAAGUAAAUUUUACCUUCAUCCGGAACGCUCUUUGGAGUGGCACAAAUUCUUUGCUAACAUUUGUCCUAGGUACUACCUUCGUCUCAACUCGGUAUAAUCUCCUCCAGCACCAAAAGAAAAUUUCCUCGGAAUACACUGCAUGCGAUUUUUUCUUUUUCAUUCUUUUUCAUUCUUCUUUUCCUACUUUUCAUGAACGGUCUGUUUAUCAUUAGUUAUAGAAGCGGGAACAAAAGGGUGUAUUCGGCGCACUGAACACGGGGAGAUAGCUGUACAGAACUCAAAACAAGAAAACAAAAAAAAUCUGGCUAUAAAAGUUGCUAUUUUACGAGCCUUUUGUCUUAUCCCCUCCCCGCCCGUCCUCUUUUCGCAUUUCCGGUACGCGAAGACGGAUGAAUGCAAACGGAGCGACGGGGAUCCUUUUUUACAACUAGCAAGACUACAAACAAGUAUGAUAUUCUUAUCCUUAUCCUUAUCCUUAUCAUUAUCUUUAUCAUUAUUAUUAUUAUCCUUAGAGAUUUGCUCCAGAAUGACGCCCGCAGCCCAAACCUGGCUAAAGAAUUCCCUAAUCAUACAAUUUAUUUAUUGCCCACCAGAAUAAUUGAUACCCGCAUCGGCAUACCACACCCCCGAAACCCUGCCCCAUUGGCCGAGGUGGAAAACGUGGCGCAAGAGCCUCACUAUAUUUCAACCACCCACAGCACAAACACCCACCUUAAUAAAGAGUGACCAAACACUCCCACAACAGAUCAUUUCCACCACCACCACCACCACCACUACUGCCAUACCCGAAUCCCACGAAAACAAAACGAAAGGAAAAACAACAAGAGUAGGGAAGAGGGAAAAGAAAAGAAGAAGAAAAAGGGUGAAAAUGCCAAUAGGCAUCGUCGUCGCAACCGGCCGCUGCGCAAAAACCAUCCGCGUGCGAGUCCCAUCAUUAACCUGGAACUCCCGCAUCCGAAAAGUUCCCCUUCCCCUUCCCCUUUCUCCCCUCCCCUCCCCUCCCUACCUCGCUCCAGCCACUAACCACUUCCCCCCCUCUCCCCCUCUCUCCCCCCUCUUUGCAGACAUACAACGACUACACUCACCACCUCGUACACGACGGCGCCGAAGCCUGCGUUGAAGGAGACUGCGUCAAGAUCUUACCGGGGUACAUUACUAGCAAGCAGAAGACGCACAUCGUCGCUGAGAUCGUCUCCCCGAUGCGCACGGGGAGCGAGAGGAAGCCGCUCCAGAGUGUUGAGGAGUGGGUGCGGAAUAAUGAGGCUAAGCGGAGGGAUAAGGAAUUGAGGAGGGAGGUGAUGAGACGCGGGAUCGCCGAUGUUAGCAGUCGUAGGGGGGGUGCAGGCUUUUGGGGGAGGGGGGGGAGGAGGCGGAGGGGGGAAGGGUUUUAGAGGGGACCGUGAAGGAGGGCGGGCAGAGGUACGAUCAGAAGGUCUUGGGGUGA
Tuber aestivum (summer truffle) is the source of this 3563-nucleotide messenger RNA. NCBI's taxonomy places the organism in Eukaryota, Fungi, Ascomycota, Pezizomycetes, Pezizales, Tuberaceae. The record is from the annotation of a GenBank genome assembly.